AUGCUAACAGUGCGUCUCGGCGAGACGUCAAUGUUUCACGGUGACGGCGCCACCUGUGGAGGCCGCAGUGCUCCCAACAAAGGACAGCUGUAUCGCUCUACUUGGAGCUCGUCAGCCUCGCGCAGGGAAGUGACACGACCUCAGGUCGAUGCUAACAGUGCGACUCGGCGAGAUGUCAAUGUUCCACGGCGACGGUGCCACCUGUGGAGGCCGCAGUGCUCCCAACCAAGGACAGCUGUAUCGCUCUACUUGGAGCUCGUCGGCCUGGCGCAGGAACAUUAUAGGCGCGUGUGCUACUACGGCCCAGUACAUCAUGUUAAACCUAACUUUAACGACCUGGACCUCAAGCUGUGCACACACAUCAUAUACGGGUUCUCCAAGGUUGGCGACGAUAAUACACUGGUUGCUGCGAAGCCGGAAGACGAGGACCGUUACAAAGCUUUCAACGAGCACGUGCAGCGCUAUAAUAAAGAAACAGAAGCUUCUUUGCAAGUAAAGACGCUCUUGUGUGUCAGCAAAGGUGCUUUCCCCACCAUGGUCGCAACUUUUGAAAACAGAACAACUUUCAUCCAGUCAGCUUUAAAGAAACUGAACGAGUGGGGUGGUUUCGGAGGCUUGGACGUUGACUGGGAGUUUCCAAACAUGAGGAACGAUCACCCCGACGACAAAGACAAUUUUAAAGAUUUCCUGCAGGAAGCAAGGCGGGAAUUCAACAAGGAAAACAAGAUGUUGACGGUCGCUCUGCCCACACGGGUGAAAUACAUAGAACAUGGCUUCCAGGGACCAACAGCCAAGAACGAAGUUGUGCAAAGUCUAUCAGAGUCCGUUGACUUCGCAAGCAUAAUGACGUACGACUAUAACGUCUACAAUGAGAUAUAUCGUCGUUACGUGGGACCAAACGCGCCUCUUUACAACUGGAGCUCAAAUACGAACAAGUAUGCAAUGGAUGAGACUCGCUAUAUUGAGUACACGGCACACUACUGGGAAAACCUCGGGCUGCCUAAAUCUAAGACGAAUAUCGGCAUCCCUUUAUUCGGGAGACAAUUUGAGCUUGUGGAUGAGAAGAAACAUUCUUUCCUCGACAACGCUACGAGGGACAAGUCGGUUCGUUACAACUGGACGUGCAAUUUUAUAAGGGGUGGUGCAACAGAGGAAUACGAAGCAAAGAGUCGUACCCCGUAUGCAUACAGAAACAAAGUGUGGGUGUCUUUCGACAACGAAAAGAGCAUAGGAGAAAAGGUUAAGUGGAUCAAAGACAACGGAUACAUAGGUGCAAUGUCGUAUGGCCUCACAUACGAUGACAUGUAUGGAAACUGUUCAACAGGAAAGAAGUUUCCUUUGCAGUCUGUAAUUUACGAACACAUGAAGAACUGA
Molecule: messenger RNA, 1374 nt
Organism: Ornithodoros turicata
Lineage: Eukaryota; Metazoa; Arthropoda; Arachnida; Ixodida; Argasidae
Product: acidic mammalian chitinase-like
Exons: 8
Coding region: 1-1374 (457 amino acids)
Biological process (GO): chitin catabolic process; carbohydrate metabolic process
Cellular component (GO): extracellular region
Molecular function (GO): chitinase activity; chitin binding
Source: RefSeq, a predicted model, not a curated record